AGAACACAACCAAUGUUUAUGAUGGACAAUUUAUUUUCCCCGCGCAAAGUCAACACAACACUGCAAAAACGCACAACAAUUAUUUGACAUUUUUUGGUUUAGACUUUCGUGAGGCGGACAAGGGGCGCACACCGAGACUCAGUCCAGGAGAGGAACUCUGCGCGCCGGCUGUUUGUUCAACUUUUCCCUGCACGGAUACCAUCCGUGAUUAUUCGUUUACGAUGAGUCUCUAUCACCCCCGACUUCAGCAUCUCGGGGUACCACCUCCGUCGCUCGGCAUCUCCAACCAUCCCCCGAUGGUUUACCUGUAUGGCGGGGAAAACAGCGGCAUGGUUCCCGCGCUGAGCUUCCUCUCGGCGCGCCAGCAGGAGCCUCCUCAAAAGCCCCCCUACAGCUACAUCGCGCUCAUCGCCAUGGCGAUCAAGAACGCGCCGGACAGGCGCGCGACGCUCAGCGGCAUCUACAAGUUCAUCAUGGAUCGCUUCCCAUUUUACCACGACAACAAGCAAGGGUGGCAGAACUCCAUCCGCCACAACCUCUCGCUGAACGACUGCUUCAUCAAAGUGCCUCGGGAGAAAGGUAGACCCGGCAAGGGGAGCUACUGGACCCUCGACACCAAAUGCCUUGACAUGUUCGAGAACGGCAACUACAGACGGAGGAAACGGAGGCUCAAGAGCAGACAGCAGCAGGAGAGCGACUCACCGUCUGGGACCAAGCGGGCGAAGGUGCCGGGGGGACAGUCCGGCGCUCGACCGGCCUUUGCAGAGGCGCUGUGCGGUGAGGAUGUAGGUAUCUCGCACAAGGGAGCAAUGAAGCCCAAAGAGCCCGCGUAUGCGCCCCGGGAUCAAAGUUUAAAGCCCAUUCUUGCAGAGUUGCAACAUUCUGUCAUGCAGCAAAACACCCCAUCGAGAAAGUCCACGGAGAGCUUCGGCGCAGCAUCCAACCGGAGACAGCAACCGGUGCCAAGAGCAUCCGUUCAGCGUUUCGCGCCGCCAGCACAGGCAUCCACGGCGCGCGUGGAAGAUCUCCCAGAGCCUACUGUCCGACAAGAUAAAGAAGAUGAAGAGGCGAGGUCCGUUUUCAGCGGGCGAGAGAAUGGCCAGCUCAGUAUGUUGGUGCAUGACAAAACCAAGGGAAUUAGUGUUCCACAUCACGAGGGCAGCAGGCCCACUGAUAGAUCACAUUCAUUCAGCAUUGACAAUAUAUUGUCCAAAAACAACGUCAAUAACGCGGACAAGGUUUCCUUCCUUGGGUUGAGUAAAGAGACAGAGUGCCAAAGCCCUUAUGGGCCAUCUUUUGUCCUCGGUAUGCACGCACAUCAACUGUACCAAAUGGGACUUCCACUAUGUUCCUACAUAUCUCUGCCUUAUCACGACAAAGUGCAUUUUUUCUAAACAAUUGCGUUUGAAACAAAAAGCUCACUUUAACUGUUCAAAAGUUAUAUGCCUAACCUUUGACUGAACUGGGAUAACGAGUUGUGACUGUGAGAUAACUUAUUUGUUAAACAGCAUCAUAAUUGUUAUCCAAACAGACUUUUUUAAUGAUGGCAGCCUGUCAUAAUCAUGGCCUUCUUCAGUGUUCAUUCAUAUUCCUCUAUAAAUAGAACAACUCAAGAACUCUUAUAUUUCUUGCUCAGUUGAUAGUAAUUCAGGUAUUCUGCUUAGGAAAUAUACAAUACAUAUCUUUCUUGAAACCUCCCAUUCAACAGCACUAUUGCUGAACGGAUGCACAGCUGUCUGUUUAAAAUCCUGCAGAAAGCUCUUAAGUGCAUACGGAUGUUGUCAUUGUCCAUGUAAAUGUUUAUUGAAUAUGGGAUGUAUCUUUCUCUCUUCUUUCAUAAAGGGACAGGGUUUAAUCUACACGCAUAUGUACAUGUUCAGAUAAAUCUCUCCUCCAAGAUUUAGAAAGGUCCUUCAUCAAGUGUAUAGAACUC
Gadus chalcogrammus (walleye pollock) is the source of this 1933-nucleotide messenger RNA. RefSeq names its product forkhead box L1 (gene foxl1). Gene Ontology annotation, biological process: regulation of transcription by RNA polymerase II; anatomical structure morphogenesis; cell differentiation. Bases 222 to 1394 code for a protein of 390 amino acids. The transcript has a single exon. NCBI's taxonomy places the organism in Eukaryota, Metazoa, Chordata, Actinopteri, Gadiformes, Gadidae. Gene Ontology annotation, molecular function: DNA-binding transcription factor activity, RNA polymerase II-specific; RNA polymerase II cis-regulatory region sequence-specific DNA binding. The record is from RefSeq and is a predicted model, not a curated record.